Messenger RNA from Odocoileus virginianus texanus, 1032 nucleotides. Its product is annotated as olfactory receptor 4C15. Gene Ontology annotation, cellular component: plasma membrane. NCBI's taxonomy places the organism in Eukaryota, Metazoa, Chordata, Mammalia, Artiodactyla, Cervidae. Gene Ontology annotation, biological process: G protein-coupled receptor signaling pathway. The record is from RefSeq and is a predicted model, not a curated record. Gene Ontology annotation, molecular function: G protein-coupled receptor activity; olfactory receptor activity.
AUGACCCCUCAAACUGGUCUGAGACACAUUUGUCCUUUUUCUUUCUGUAGAUUCUACAUGCUCACUGUGGUAGCUUUCACCUUUUCAUUGGAAAUUAUGCAAAACCAAAGCUUUGUAACUGAAUUUGUCCUCCUGGGGCUCUCACAGAAUCCAACCAUGCAGAAAAUAAUAUUUGUUGUAUUUUUGUUCAUUUACAUUGCAACUGUCGGGGGCAACUUGCUAAUGGUGGUGACCAUCAGUAGCAGCCCAGCACUCCGGGUCUCCCCCAUGUACUUCUUCUUGGCUUUUCUGUCCUUCCUGGAUGCUUGCUUCUCUUCCGUCAUUGCCCCAAAGAUGAUUGUGGACUCUCUCCUUUGGAGGAAAACCAUUUCUUUCAAAGGCUGCAUGAUCCAGAUCUUUGCUGAGCACUUCUUUGCUGGUGUGGAGGUGAUUGUCCUCAGCGCCAUGGCCUAUGACCGCUAUGUGGCCAUCUGCAAGCCCUUGCACUAUUCUUCUAUCAUGAACCAUAGACUCUGCAUCCUUCUGAUGGCAGUAGCCUGGACAGGGGGCUUCCUGCAUUCCGUGAUACAGAUUCUUUUCACUUUCCAGCUGCCCUUUUGUGGCCCCAAUGUCAUCAAUCACUUCAUGUGUGACUUGUACCCACUUCUGGAGCUUGCCUGCACUGACACUCACAUCUUUGGGCUUUUGGUUGUUACCAACAGUGGGUUUUUCUGCAUCUUAAUCUUCUCCUUGUUGCUUGUCUCCUAUGUGGUCAUCCUGCUGUCUCUGAGAACCCAUAGCUCUGAAGGGCAGCAGAAAGCCCUCUCCACCUGUGGAUCUCACAUUGCUGUUGUUGUUUUGUUCUUUAUCCCAUGCAUAUUUAUGUAUGUACGACCUCCAUAUUCUUUCUCCUUUGACAAAAUGGUAGCCAUAUUUUAUACCGUCCUAACUCCCUUGUUCAAUCCUUUGAUUUACACUUUCAGGAACAAAGAAGUGAAAAGUGCCAUGAGGAAAGUGUGGAAUAGGGUAAUGGUGGUUUCCAAUGAAAAAUAA